Molecule: messenger RNA, 3078 nt
Organism: Lepus europaeus (European hare)
Lineage: Eukaryota; Metazoa; Chordata; Mammalia; Lagomorpha; Leporidae
Gene: SEZ6L
Product: seizure related 6 homolog like
Exons: 17
Coding region: 1-3078 (1025 amino acids)
Biological process (GO): synapse maturation
Cellular component (GO): neuronal cell body; endoplasmic reticulum
Source: RefSeq, a predicted model, not a curated record
AUGCCCGCGGCCCGGCCGCCCGCCGCGGGACUCCGCGGGAUCUCGCUGUUCCUGGCUUUGCUCCUGGGAAGCCCGGCCGCAGCUCUGGCGCGAGAUGCCAGCCCAGAGGGAGACACCAACCCCUCGGGCCCUGCCCUCCUGCCUUCCGAGGCUCUGCAAGGCAUCAGCCCGGGCCAGGAGAGCUCCGAGGAGCGGGCGAUCGUGGUACCUCCACGUCCCACCCCGUCGGAUGAAGAAGAGUUUGGCGAGCUGGAGACGGAGGGGACGGCGGCCCCUGCCGGGCCUGAGCCCCCAGCGCUGUCCUCAGCGCCGCCCGAGGAGGCGGCCACCAAACACCCCAAGUUCCCCCGGAAGAAGCCACCUUCUCUGAAGCAGGUGAACUCAGCCCGGAAGCAGCUGAGACCAAAGCCCAGCUCUGCAGCGGCCACCCAGAGGGCAGGGUCCCAGUCCUCGGGCCCGGCUCUCCUCCCCUCCUCCACGGAGAAGUCCCAGCCCCCGGGAGACCUGGGCCACGUCAUGGCCGCGGAGCCAUCGUCAGAGGUGCCCCUUUGGUUGGACCGCAGGCAGGGAGCCGUCCCCACAACGCCUGCGCCCCUGCAAAUCGCCCCCUUCACCUCGCAGUCCUACGUGGCCCACACCCUGCCCCAGAGGCCCGGCUCCGAGGAGCCCACAGCGCCCGACGCCGAGGCCCCCCAGCAACCCCCCGAGGACGCCAGCCCCGUGACCCUGACGGACAAAGGGGAGAACGAGCUGACCGGCUCGGCCUCGGAGGAGAGCCAGGAGACCACCACGACCACCAUCAUCACCACCACGGUCAUCACCACUGAGCAGGCCCCAGCUCUGUGCAGCGUGAGCUUCUCCGACCCGGAGGGGUACAUCGAUUCCAGUGACUACCCCCCAUUGCCCCUCAGCAGCUUCCUGGAGUGCACCUACAACGUGACCGUCUACACCGGCUACGGGGUGGAGCUCCAGGUGAAGAGCGUGAACCUGUCGGAGGGGGAGCUGCUGUCCAUCCGCGGCGUGGACGGCCCCACCCUAACUGUCCUGGCCAACCAGACGCUCCUGGUGGAGGGGCAGGUGAUCCGCAGCCCCACCAACACCAUCUCGGUCUACUUCCGCACCUUCCAGGACGAGGGGCUUGGCAACUUCCAGCUGCACUACCAAGCCUUCAUGCUGAGCUGCAGCUUCCCACGGCGGCCUGACUCCGGGGACGUCACCGUGAUGGACCUGCACGCAGGCGGGGUGGCCCACUUCCACUGCCACCUGGGCUACGAGCUCCAGGGUGCCCAGAUGCUGACCUGCAUCAAUGCCUCCAAGCCCCAUUGGAGCAGCCCGGAGCCCGUCUGCUCAGCCCCCUGUGGAGGAGCAGUGUACAAUGCCACCAUCGGCCGUGUCCUCUCCCCGAGUCACCCUGGAAACGCCAACGGGAGCCAGUUCUGCGUGUGGACGAUCGAGGCCCCAGAGGGCCAGAAGCUGCACCUGCACUUUGAGAGGCUGUCGCUCCACGAGAAAGACAGGAUGACGGUCCACAGCGGGCAGACCAACAAGUCGGCUCUUCUCUACGACUCCCUCCAAACUGAAAGUGUCCCCUUCGAGGGGCUGCUGAGCGAAGGCCACACCAUCCGCAUCGAGUUCAUGUCUGAUCAGGGCCAGGCGGCCUCAGCCUUCAACAUCCGAUUUGAGGCCUUUGAGAAAGGCCACUGCUACGAGCCCUACAUCCAGAACGGGAACUUCACCACGUCUGACCCCACCUAUAACAUCGGGACCAUCGUGGAGUUCACAUGUGACCCCGGCCACUCUCUGGAGCAGGGCCCAGCCAUCAUCGAGUGCAUCAAUGUGCGGGACCCUUACUGGAACGACACGGAACCCCUGUGCAGAGCCAUGUGUGGUGGGGAGCUCACUGCCGUGGCCGGGGUGGUGCUUUCCCCGAACUGGCCGGAGCCCUAUGUGGAGGGCGAAGAUUGCAUCUGGAAGAUCCAUGUGGGGGAGGAGAAACGGAUCUUCCUGGACAUCCAAUUCCUGAACCUGAGUAACAGCGACAUCUUGACCAUCUAUGACGGUGGCGAGGCCAUGCCCCACAUCUUGGGCCAGUACCUUGGGAACAGCGGCCCGCAAAAGCUGUACUCGUCCACGCCAGACCUGACCAUCCAGUUCCACUCAGACCCUGCCGGCCUCAUCUUUGGAAAGGGUCAGGGGUUUAUCAUGAACUACAUAGAGGUGUCCAGAAAUGACUCGUGCUCGGACCUGCCCGAGAUCCAGAACGGCUGGAAGACCACGUCCCACACGGAGCUGGUGCGGGGAGCCAGGAUCACCUACCAGUGCGACCCCGGCUACGACAUCGUGGGCAGCGACACCCUCGCCUGCCAGUGGGACCUCAGCUGGAGCAGCGACCCCCCGUUCUGCGAGAAGAUCAUGUAUUGCAGCGACCCCGGAGAGGUGGAGCACUCCACCCGCCUGAUUUCGGAUCCCGUGCUGCUGGUGGGCACCACCAUCCAGUACACCUGCAACCCCGGCUUUGUGCUGGAAGGCAGCUCCCUGCUCACCUGCUACAGCCGCGAGACGGGCACCCCCAUCUGGACGUCCCGCCUGCCCCACUGUGUCUCCGAGGAGUCUCUGGCCUGUGACAACCCAGGGUUACCGGAAAACGGCUACCAGAUCCUGUACAAGCGCCUGUACCUGCCCGGGGAGUCGCUCACCUUCAUGUGCUACGAGGGCUUCGAGCUGACGGGCGAGGUGACCAUCCGCUGCAUCCUGGGUCAGCCGUCACACUGGAACGGGCCGCUGCCCGUGUGCAAAGUCAAUCAAGACAGCUUUGAACAUGCUUUGGAAGUAGCAGAAGCGGCAGCGGAGUCGUCACUGGAAGGCGGAGACAUGGCCCUGGCUAUCUUCAUCCCGGUCCUCAUCAUCUCUUUACUGCUGGGAGGAGCCUACAUUUACAUCACAAGAUGCCGCUACUACUCCAGCCUGCGCCUGCCACUGGUGUACUCCCACCCCUACAGCCAGAUCACCGUGGAGACGGAGUUCGACAACCCCAUUUACGAGACGGGGGAAACCAGAGAGUACGAGGUGUCCAUCUAA